Opisthorchis viverrini is the source of this 827-nucleotide messenger RNA. RefSeq lists its product as hypothetical. Lineage: Eukaryota; Metazoa; Platyhelminthes; Trematoda; Opisthorchiida; Opisthorchiidae. The record is from RefSeq and is a predicted model, not a curated record. Gene Ontology annotation, cellular component: mitochondrial inner membrane. The coding region runs from base 150 to 827 and encodes 225 amino acids. Gene Ontology annotation, biological process: pyruvate import into mitochondria. The transcript is spliced from 7 exons.
AUGGCCCUCCGAAGGCUGACAAAUUACGUCACCAAUAAAGAAUUCAGAGACUAUCUGAUGAGCAUUUUUGGGGACCUGUUGCGAACUGGGGGUUGCCUUUAGCCGCUAUUGGUGACUUAAAGAAGAAUCCGGAGCUGAUCAGUGGUAACAUGACGACUGCACUGAUGUUCUAUUCUCUCCUCUUCAUGAGGUUUGCCAUUGUUGUGCAACCGCGCAAUUUGCUACUUUUUGCAUGUCAUAUAACCAACGAGACGGCUCAGUGCGUACAAAUGGGACGUUUCAUAGAUUAUUGGUUUGUGAAAUCUGAGGAACAAAGAGAGCGAAUAAGGGAGAGCUUCCGCAUGCCUAUCGACAGGUUCCUCAAGCAUUCGUUCAUGCUAUGUGUAUUUGAACCUCAUUUUAAAGCCAAUGUACAUCUAGAGAAACCGAUGCAGGUGGAAGAACAGGCGCUCCAUAUUAAGGCAACUGCUGCUGGAUUCCAGGUUCUCAACCACUACUUUAAGGAAGUUCCACUGGAAGCGGCCCGACUAAGAACAGCGGGUCCCCACACUGCGAGUAAUCGUAUAACAAGGUGGUUUGAAGGUAAAGUCGUGCUGUCCUGUGCGAUAGGACUCAAGCUUAUCGAGCUGAUCUGUCUAGCAAAGUACUUGAAAGGCACAGUCAUGCGGAUGACGAAGAUUGCUUGGAAGUUGGAGGUAAGUGGGUUAAAGAAACAAUGCUUCCAGCUUUCAGAACUGUCCAAUUCAUCUGACUCGACUAAACAAACACUGAAUAUCGUCCAAAUCUACAGAUAUUGGAAUGUCGGAGUACCUGUUGCUAGACUUUGA